AUGAGAAAUUCUUCAAGAGGAGAGAGCGUUGAAGAUUUUCUCAAACAUGAUAAUCCACAGAUUGCUUCAUUACUUAGAUGUGAUGAUGUUCAAGCUGCUUGGCGUUCAAAAAAUAGACAAUUAGUAAAUAUCUUUUCCAAAACUGAAAAUAUUCACAAGAUAAUCGACGUUUUACAUACAUCAAAAGAUUUUCAAACUGAUAGACAUAUUCUUGGUAUAUGCAUUUCUCCAAAUACUAUGAUAUUAAGAGCGAUUAUUGAUGAAGUUGACCUUGCAGAACAUCUUGUUGAAAUUUUAGAGAAACCGAAGUCAGUACACAGAUAUGUUAUUGGUAUUGUCAUGCAAAUUUUACUUAAAGCGUUUGAUACGUGGCCAGAUGACGUUUUAUAUUGCUUACAAAGUUCUAGAAAGAUUUAUCCUAAAAUUGUAGCAUCAUUACAAUUUCCAGCUGUAUUUCAUUUCUCAUCACGUAUUAUUCCUCGCUCAAAUGAUGUCGUUACUUUUGCAUGGGUUACAUUUGCAGCUUUAAUGGAUGCUCAUGGAACCGGACCUAAAAUACCAAGCGAUGUCAACAAAGAUGUCACUAAUAAUGCUGUCAUUCCUAAGCUGAAUCCUUUACAAAGACAAAAAGCAAUCGAAAUUUUGUGCAUUUACUUCAACGAAUACGGUAACAGAUCAGAACUUUUUACAAUUGUUAGUCAAGCCAUACCAUUAAUGCUACAAGAUGCUUCAGAUGACCAAGAGAGAGCUUUAGUUAUCAGAUUAGGUUUAAAUCUUGAGCCAAAUGAAGCUUUAGGAUAUUCUGUGCUUAGUGUUGUUAACUGUUUUAAGUCAACAGAUAUUCUAUUACAGUAUUCUUUGCUUUAUAUCGCUGCAUGGAAUGUUAUGAUUGGAAAUAAGUCAAUUGAGUUUUUUGUUUACAGAUUACUAAAGCGCCCUGCAAAUAACUUUGUUCUCAUUGCUUGUGCUGCUAUGAUUCGUAAAGUUCUUGAAGUUGAUCCAAGAAAUAAAGAUUUAUCUGAAGGUAUAAAGCAAAUUGUUGACCAUGCAUAUGCAAAUAACCCUUAUAUGAAAUCAAAUAUGAUGAUGACAUUCAGAAUUGAGCUUCUUCAUGCAGCACAAGGUUUAGAUAUGGAACCAGAGUCAACAUAUUGUGCUAAGCAGCUCAAAAAUGCCAAUAAAACACAGGUUGUGAAAUUUAAUCAGUCGCUUAUUGAUGAUUUUGUGAUGACUGACAAAAAAAUUAUCGAAAAUAAUGAAAUUUACCAUCCGGAAUUCAAUGUUAAGCAACUUUGGAAGACUCCAGACCUCAUAAACAAGAUGUCUUCUAUAUUCAAGACCAUUACAAGGCUUCCUCAUUUAGAUCCAUCAAAUUCCAUUUCCAGACCACUUCCAUCUCCUUCUCCAAAGAAGCCAGCAAAGCGCCAGAGCUUUGCACCGAAGUCCAAGGAAGCUCCAAUCAGGAUGCCGAAGAAGCAGAGCCAUUCUGACGAUGAAGAUCUGAAAUUCAAAGACGAUGAAGACAUCGAUGACGAUGAUAAAGAACCGCAUACAUUAGAUCCACCUCCUUUAAUGCCAUUACUCAUACAAGAUGGCUUAAGACCACCUUCCCUGAUGAUUGCUUCCGAUGACGAUGACAGCGAGGAAGAAGAAGACUUCGAUUUCGAACUUCCUGAAGUAGAAGUCUCCGAGAGUUUCGCUCAGUAUCAGAGCCGUCUUCCUGUAGAACCUCCUAUAACAGAAGACGAAGCAAACUCCGAGAAAUUGCCAACAGAAACUCUCGCGAAAGGACAGAAACCAAUUCCAAAAAUCAAUCCGGAAUCACCGCGAUCAAACAAAGCGAUGUUUCUCAAUGACAGAUUGUUCAAUGAAGAAAGGCCAUCACCAAGGAUUAGUAGACGUCCUGCUCCUAUCAUUAUACCUCAUAAACAGCUCAUUCUUGAAGAUGACGAAGAGGAUGAAGAAGAUUACGAAUACGAGUACGAAUAUGUCGAUGAACAAGAAUUCGAACAACAACAGAAAAAAGUACAAGAAAAAGUUGCAAACCUUCCUGUUAUUGUUGCAAAUCCAUCGACAAAGCUAUCUAAUACUAAAUUGUCUAUAAGUACACCUCAGUUGCAGAUAGAUAAUGAUAUGCCAAAGCCAGUACAAGUUUCUCAAUCUCCGCCUGUUUCCUUGGAAGGAUUUCCAAAACCACAAAUUGAUUUUGUCACACAGAUACAGACAAAUAAUGACAAAUCACGCGAUUUCUUGUUGCAAUUGGACUUGAAUCAGAUAGAUGCAGCACCAGAGAAGAAUAAAGUUGUUAUGCAUAGAAGAGUUCUUGUUAUAGAAGUUCCUGAAAAACAACCUCCAAAACUAUUUUUGGCACCAACACUUUCAGUUGAAAGACCAGAAAUUCCACUUCCUUUGUUGCCAAAGAAAGUUGUUGUUGCAGAAAAUCCUCGCAUAUUCUUCAAUUAUAAUGAUGAAUAUAGUGAAGAGGAAGAGGAAGAAGAAGAUAACCAUGAAGAAUUUGUUGAAGAAGUCAUUUCUUUUGUUCGGAAAUAA
Trichomonas vaginalis G3 is the source of this 2550-nucleotide messenger RNA. Its product is annotated as serine/threonine-protein phosphatase 6 regulatory subunit family. The coding region runs from base 1 to 2550 and encodes 849 amino acids. The record is from RefSeq and is a predicted model, not a curated record. The transcript has a single exon. Gene Ontology annotation, molecular function: protein phosphatase regulator activity; protein phosphatase binding. Lineage: Eukaryota; Parabasalia; Trichomonadida; Trichomonadidae.